AGGUUAGGUCCUCAUGGUCGUGUAGAAGUAGAGGAUCUGUUACAACCUUGCGGUCACAAUUAAACCCUACCUGCCUGUCACGGUGCAAGACAAAAAACGAUCCGUAAAGAAAGUUUAAUAUACAGAAAUAAGUACAUACUUAGAACCGCCGAGUAGAAGUAGAGAAACUUGAAGUAGGACUUUAAUACAUCCAUCCUAUUCUAAUUUUUCGAGAAGACCACUCCUUCUAGUACCUUGCGCUACAACCAAAACCAAUCACCACAAAUCUUUCCACUUUACAUCGAACCAUUAUAGGGCUGCGGGACACGACAAAGGUGGAUUUUGGACACAUAAGUACGCGCUACUUGAGCACAUCACCGUUUGUUUCCACGGUAUUUACAUUGUGCUGUGUCCAUACACCGAAUCUAUCUUCUUGAGGCCAGGUGGUCUAUCUUCACUGUGCUUUCAAAAAAACUGCUGCUGCAAAAAUGUCGUGGCGUGCGGAGUCGCAAUUUGUCACUCAGCAGCAGGUAUCAAAUGCAAAAAUGUCUGGGUCUGGAAGGUUGGAACUUGUGAUGCAAACUCUGGAACACACAAAAACUUGUGUUGCAUGAGCGCCAAAAGCUGUCCAUUUCUUGGCACGCAAGUAGGAAGCUUCUCAUGCGGGACAGGCAUCACGAGGCGUGCUCAAAACCUGUGAUGCUCUUGCAUGCAUCAGACGCCAUUUGCGUGAUCCGAAAUAUGCAUGACAAGUCUCAGAAUCUUCCAGACCCAGACAUUUUUACAUUUGAUAGCAGGAGAAUGAGAAAAAUUUCAUGAAAAUCGCAAAGAAGAUCCGCGACAUUGGGAAAUUGGAACUGCAUAUCAAAAGAAAAAAGUUCGUCACGAUCACUCAUGGGCAUUUUUGCAAUACAAAAUUGUCUGUCAUGCGUAAAAAUGCAUCACAGCCACACUUCAUAAGGGAUUUCUCUAGUGUUUCUGUUCUGCAAUACAAGGAGAAGUUGUGAUGCUAAAAAAAUUUGUAAUGCAAAGCCUGCAACUAAGUGACUGUGACAAACUUUUUUCUCUCAAUACUGCAAGCGCAUGUCGAGGCAAACCAGCAACAGAAAUUGCAGCAGAAGGCAGAGUUGUUGAACGAAAUCGCCGAAGUGAAAGUCGAUCGGAGUUUUUGGAGCAAAUUCGACGACGUAUUGGUUUUUUCGUGUUUGAUAUGCAUAUGAUGACGAUGUAUUGAUGCACCAUUAUUUGUAGUUUUUGCUUUUGGCAUGAUCAAGAUCACGUCUGGCUGUCGCUUAGUCUCAAUCCAACCUUUAAAUCCGUUAAAAUUAAAUAAAAACAGAUCUGGGCCCUCCUUCCACCAAAAGCGCAGCAGCGGAUCGAGUUUCGCAAGGCACAGGCCGACGCCGAGGAGAGAAGGAAACAAGAGGAGAAAGAAGAACGAAAACAGCGCAGCCUGAACCACGUUGAAGAAGAUGUCAGGAGAGCACCAGUACAGUUCAUAAUUUUGGUUCUUGCAUAUCAACAUGAUGAGGAGAACACAUCACUAGUACUUGCAUCAACAUUUCAACAGAAUGUUGACAUGUCGCACCUCUGGUCGUGCUAGUUCGACUUUGACCCCAACAUGCUAUAAUCUUCAUACACAAUUACUUGACCAACUACAGGAACUCAACUUCGUGGUUCGUCACGAGCGGCCGGUGACCGACAUGUGCUACGACGAGCAGAUAUGGAAGCGUCAGGUUUGAAAUCGUCAAAGUCGAAAUAGUUUGCCAUGCAUAGAAUGCAGCCCUCAAAGUGCCUGUCGUGCAGAGUAGGCAAGUAAGGCAGGUUGUAAGCCUCUUGAGGGGUAGAAACUGAGCUGCUAAAGUAGCAUGACAAAAGGCGUCUUUCUUACCCAAACAGCAUGACAAACUGGAUUCCGGCUCUACCUAAAUUUGUCAUGCGCCACUUAGAAACUGGUUCACAACUUUCAUCCAUUUUGUGCAUUACAAGUUUUUUCAACUUUGUCGAUUUCAAUCCUGACACAUCCAUAGCAAACCGGCUUUCUCUAUUCCAGUUCCAAGGACAAGGCGGUCGUCCGGUGGGACGUGCAUAUCCAAGAAAAAAACGUUGUUAGUGUAAGUUUGUGAUGCGGAACAUGCAAGAUGAUUGCCUCUGUCAUGCUUGGCAUGCGUUGUAGGGUCCACUAGAGGGCGUUUUCACGUGCUAUCUGCGCAUGACAGGUUUUUGCUGUCAUUCCAGAGAGAUUUGUAAUGUUGUUCCUCCAAAAAACUUACACCUACAAUUUUUUUUUCUUGGAUAGUGCAGGGGCACAAGAUAGUAGCGCACACGACCCUGUGUGGGCACGAGGGCGCGGUCUGGUGCGUCGACGUGCACCGGGGGGAGGUGGUAACCGGUGGCGCGGACGGGCUCUUGAUCUUCUGGUCCGCAGACCCAAAUGCCGGCCGGGGAAAGAAGGAGAAGGUACCUACAUACUUCGUGAAAAGUAGAUUUUUCGUAACAUAUUACGCGGUGCGAAAGCGCUUGCUUACCUUGACGUACGCAAACACUUUUUGAAUUUGCCAUGUAGAUGUACAAGAAAUAUGUUAUUAUACACGGUUUUACAUCAAGCGACAACCAACCUCAAAUGAAAACAGAUCCAGCAGCCGCACAAGGUCCAGAACUAUGGCGGGAUUAUCAAAGGGCUCCGGGUGCAUGACGCGGGGAUUUGCCUUUACACCGACAAAUUCGGCCCGAAAAACCCGGCGCACAUCGCCUGCCUUUCCCGUGACGACCCCACGCAGGUGAUCUGGAAGACCACGGACAUUAUCAAAUGCAAAUAUGUCUGGGUCUUGAACGUCACAACUUGUGAUGCUGUCUGUGGAUUCUAAAAAAAUUUGUAUUGCAUGACCAGCAAGAGGGGUCGGGUUUGUCCUACGUCGAGAGGGCAUUUCUCAUGCGGUAGAGGUAUCACAAAGCCCCCUAAAAAUCUGUGAUGCUACGGCAUGCAUCACAGAAAUCAUGGCUCAUGGAAAAUAUGCAUGACAAAUCGAGAAAUCUUGCACCAGACCCAGACACUUUUGCAUUUGAUAGACAUCCACUGCAAGAUUAACCAGCUGAUCUGGGGUCCGGUGGGGCAGCCAAAAAUCUUUACCGCGCACGACGACGGUAAUUUGAACAUCUGGGCCGGAGCGGGCGACGGCGAGGGCGGCGGAAAGUUGAUGAAGAGCGUGACGACGCUGCAUGACAAGGCGAUCAUAUCGAUGAACACGCACAAGAACUUCAUCUUAACAGCCUCCAGCGACAUGACGGUGAAGGCAAUAAAUUCCGGAUCCAAGGACCUCCCGGUUUGCUUUCACGCCAAGGCGAAUAGGCCACUCAGAGCAGUAGCGGCAUGGGACUUCCCAGAGGAGAAAUGUGAAAAAAUUUUUCAAAAUGCUUAUGCAUUGCAAAAGUGCCGCUCUUAUCGUAAGCGGACUAUGAGUAGAAAUCGCAAUACAAACUUUCCCAAAAAGAGUAAGAGAUGAAGAAAUGCAUAUUUUCCAUGCUUUUUUCCUUCAGAUCAUCGAUCUGUUAUGCAUGAAAAGCACACGAAUCCAAAACCACCAGGUUUCGCCUUCGUCUACGGGGGUGGCCGGGAUCCGAAGGACGUGACAACUUCCUACCUUCUACCGGAUGAGUUCGACUUUUACCAGUCCUACCUCGGCGAGUCGCAGUCCACCAUUAUGACCAAAAACGGGUCGGCCGGGCCGCUGCACCGGCUGAUUUGGGUGAUAUGGAUUGCAAAAAUGUCUGGGUCUGGAAGAUUGCAACUUGUAAUGCUGUCUUUGGAUUCCACCAAAAAAAUCUGUAUUGCAUGACCAGCAACAGGACUCCAGUUUGUGUUACGCGGACGAGAGGGCAUUUCUCAUGCGGAAUAGGCAUUAGGAAGCCCUCUAAAAAUCUGUGUUGCUAGAUCAUGAAUUAGAGGCAUCAAUCAUCAUACAAAAUAUGCAUGACAAGUUUGCAUUCUUUCAGACCCAGAAAUUCAAAUUUUUGCAUUUGAUAGGUGAACCCGCUGAACAAGGUUUUUGCGGCUAGCGAAGAUGGUGAAGUGAAGAUGUGGGAUAUCCACAGAAAAAAACCCAUCCACAUCCAAUUUGUCGUGCAAAACACGUAUCAAAUCAUGUGUUUGUCAUGCAAAAACUGGAUGUGGAUGGGUUUUUUUCUGUGGAUAUGGGACGCAGAAACGCUACACCAGAUGAGAUGAUAGGAGAACCCGAGAUGAAUCUGAUGUUCUUCCAAGUUCUGUGCCGCGCCGAUGUAGUUCUUGCCGACGGGCGAUUGGGUGGGUUGCUAUGCAGUUUUUACGUACUCAAGCAGCCUGCUGACCUUCAUUUUCCGCCUUCUGGAGUUUAGUGAAUGACGGUUCAUACUGCGCAUUCGUGUGGUAACAGGGACGAGGCUAUGAAGAUGCAAGAAGACAAACGCUGCUGACAUAAGCAGGAUGGCAAUGGAUCCAAUAUCGGCCAACUACAUCGAGUAGACUUGUUCCUUUUCAAAACUUUUUCAAGAUACAUGACAGCGCCCGUCAUGUAUUUCAAAGGCUUUUCUAAGUUGAGCCGAUUCAUCAUCGGCUUCAAGUAGUUUGGUUUCCAUCAUCGACUACUGAUAUGGAAGAAGUUGCACACAUGCAAUCGCGCCGCGCGCCCGCGCGUCACCUUUUUCAUCAAGGACAAGUUUUUAUACGCAGAACAAAAAUCGACACUUCUUUAUCAACUGUUCAACAUUCCACUUCAUCUGAAAAGGAGAAACCUCCGCCUCCGUGGGAGACCGCGAGGCAGGGAACUUUUACACAGAUUAAAAUGACAACAGAAAUCUUCGAUGAAAGCAAGCAAGCGGGGAAGCAAACGCAUAGUAAAAUCGUGGCGUUGAUACGUCACAAAAGCCAAAGCACUCAAAUCCAAAUGCGCAGAAU
Amoebophrya sp. A120 is the source of this 4912-nucleotide messenger RNA. The record is from the annotation of a GenBank genome assembly. NCBI's taxonomy places the organism in Eukaryota, Dinophyceae, Syndiniales, Amoebophryaceae.